Molecule: messenger RNA, 3291 nt
Organism: Mercurialis annua (annual mercury)
Lineage: Eukaryota; Viridiplantae; Streptophyta; Magnoliopsida; Malpighiales; Euphorbiaceae
Product: receptor-like protein EIX2
Exons: 1
Coding region: 219-3188 (989 amino acids)
Molecular function (GO): protein binding
Source: RefSeq, a predicted model, not a curated record
UUUGCCUCAUGAAGAUGCAGGAGACAUAAUUCAACUACUUCACUCUGAUUUCACACAAAUGUCAAUGCCACCGUGUAUUGCCAACCAGUGUGAUCGUUCUCCUCACACGCGCUUCUCUCUACAUCAUUUUUUAAUAAUAUUUCUGCCAAAUCAAUGUUGUUUGACUCAAGUACAGCAUUGCAGAAUAUAUUUCUUCACUACAAUUACUAGUUUCAAUCAUGAAGACUAAUUUUCUUUCUCUUUUACUUCCCGUUCUCUUAUAUUUCGGUUUGAAUCCAUGCCAUGCACAGAUCACAGCAGCCAAGUGCAUUGACACCGAGAGAUCAGCACUUGUUGCUUUCAAAGAUGGUGUCCAAGAUCCAUCUGGUCGGCUAUCUUCUUGGGUCGGUGAUGAUUGCUGCAGCUGGAAAGGUGUUGGGUGUAAUAAUCAAACAGGACAUAUUGUCAAGCUUGAUGUUCGAAACCCGUUUCAGUUUAGAACACUUGAUGUUUAUUCUUUGACAGAAUCUGAAGUUACUGAAUAUAGUAGCUUAUGUCUAACUGGUGAGUUGAGUUCGUCCUUGGUACGUUUGAAGUAUCUGAAUUACUUGGAUUUGAGUUUGAACAACUUUGAAGGAGUACAAAUCCCUGACUUUCUUGGUUCUUUCAAGAAUUUGAGGUAUUUGAAUCUAUCUUAUGCUUCAUUUUCUGGGUUAGUUCCUACUGUUCUAGGGAACUUGUCAAAUUUGCAGUAUCUUGAUCUUAAUGGAUAUUCAUAUAACGUUUCUGUUGCUUCUGGGCUGUAUAUUGAAGACCUAGAAUGGGUUUCUAAGCUAUCAUUUUUGAAGCAUCUUGACUUAGAUUUUAUACAAAUUGAUAGCACAGAUGGGGCUUGGUUAAAUGCAGUUAAUAUGAUGCCUUAUUUGUUGGAAUUGCAUUUACAUGAGUGUCAAUUAAGUGAUAUGUUUGUCUCUCUUCCUUUUGUUAAUUUCACUUCACUUUCUGUUCUUGAUGUUUCUAAAAAUUCCUUCAACUCUUCGAUACCGACAUGGCUGUUUAAUCUUACUAACCUUACUAAGCUUGAUUUGAGCUCGAAUUCUUUCGGUGGUUCUUUUCCUAUUGAGUUUGGUGAUUUGACAGCUCUUGAAGAGCUUAAUUUGGAGCUGAAUGUUAUAGGAGGCCACUUGCCAAGCUCACUAGGGAAGCUUUGUAAACUGAAGAACCUAAAACUUGGAGGAAAUAAUCUCAGUGGAGAGAUUACUCAACUGAUGGAUAGUUUUAAUGAUUGCCCUUCUGCUAGUUUGGUUUCAUUUAGUGUAAAUUCUAAUGAAUUUAGUGGGGAGUUGCCUGCUUCUCUUGGGAAUCUAAGGAACCUGCAAUAUCUUGAUCUUGCCUAUAACUCUUUUUGGGGUUCAAUUCCUUCAUCAUUCGGAAACUUGUCAUCAUUGCAAGUCCUUUACCUUCACAUAAAUAAGAUGAAUGGAAGCAUCCCUGAGAGCUUCGGCCAGCUCUCUUUGCUUGUCGAUUUGAAUCUUAUGACCAAUCCAUGGGAAGGUGUUAUCACCGAAAUUCAUCUGAUGAAUCUGAGCAGUCUACAGACUUUGAUGCUUACGACGAACCCAGGUAAGUCUUUAGUGCUAAAUGUGAGUUAUGAUUGGGUUCCUCCGUUCAGGCUGAAGCAUAUUGAGCUCAAAAAUUGCAAAGUUGGCCCGAGCUUUCCCAUGUGGCUACAAGUUCAGAGCGAACUUGAUAUUGCGGUACUCAAUAAUGUUGGAAUCUCUGACAUUAUACCUGAAGAAUGGUUUUCCAAGUUAGCUUCUCAACUAGUUCUUUUGGAUCUCUCUAAGAACUACAUCAAGGGGAAGCUUCCAAUCGAAUUGGAAUUCCCCAAAUUGGAUCUGUUGGACUUAAGUUCUAAUGGAUUUGAAGGCCUUCUUCCGCGCUGGUCAACGAAUGUAACACAGCUGUAUCUCCACAACAAUUCAUUUUCAGGGACUCUCCCUGAAAGUAUUGGUGAACUAAUGCCGAGACUGCGUAAUUUGCAUGCCUCUGACAAUCGUCUGAAUGGUUCGAUUCCGUCAUCCAUUUGUAAGUUGGUGGAUUUGCAAGUUCUUUCCUUAAGGAACAAUGACCUUCAUGGAGAACUUAUUGAUUGUUGGGAAACUAUGCAAUCUUUGUGGGUUGUGGAUGUGUCAAACAACAAUCUGUCGGGAAGCAUCCCCGGCUCACUUGGUUACUUACGAUCGCUUGGAAUGUUGUUACUGAGCAAGAACAAUCUAGUUGGGGAAAUUCCAUAUUCGUUGAAAAAUUGUUCGGCGUUAUCAACAAUUGACUUCGGAGGGAACAGACUUUCAGGAGAAAUUCCUUCAUGGCUGGGAGUAAAUGUACAAUCCAUUUUCAUGCUUCGCCUUCGAUCAAACUUGCUGAGUGGACAGAUACCGCGACAGAUUUGCAAUCUUCGGUAUCUUCAUUUCUUAGACCUUGCCAGAAACAAAUUUUCCGGGGUUAUUCCAAGCUGUUUUGAUAAUUUGACUGCUCUAGUAUACGGAAACAGCAGUGAGCAAUACUAUCACCGCUUUCAGUACCGGUUGGCCUACUUCAUGGAGCAAACCAUAGUCGUGACAAAAGGAAGAGAGUACGAAUUUAACCGGAACAUCGGGUUACUGAACGCCAUUGAUCUUUCAGAAAACAAUCUAGAAGGUGAAAUUCCUGAUGAAAUAACAAGUCUUAAAGCACUGCGAGUCUUGAAUUUAUCACGGAAUCAUUUAAGCGGAAGCAUUCCGGAGAAGAUAGGAAAUCUGAGACUUUUGGACACAUUUGAUCUGUCAGACAACAAUCUUUCAGGGACUAUUCCUCAAAGCUUGUCUUCAUUAACAUUUGUAAGUCACUUAGAUUUCUCAUAUAACAACUUAUCAGGAAAGAUUCCUACAGGAAAUCAGCUGCAAACACUGAAUGCUUCAGCCAUUUAUGAGGGCAAUCCGUUUGUAUGUGGAUUUCCAUUACAAGUCAAGUGUCCCGGAGAAGAGAUAGACAACCUCGAACCUCCUCGAACGGACGAUGAAAAAGAAAAUGAUUCCAUGUUUCCUGAGUUGUACUAUAGCAUUGGAAUUGGGUUUGUUGCAGGGUUUUGUGGUGUAGUUAGUGUAUUUUAUGUGAGGAACAAAAAAAGUGCAGGAGCAGGACAAUCAACAAACUCAGAUUCUUGGUGAUUUAGGACAUGUCAUGUCCUAUUUUGCCAUUCAAAUAAUAGCAACGCCAUAUUAUUUAUAAUUAUUUGUUUCAAAAGAAAUAAGAAUGUAGAACAUAAUUAAA